UACAAGCUUGGACAAGCGAUUACAAACAUCGAUAGGGUCUUCGAAGACACUUAGCUGCUUACCUGGUUGGGUUGUUUGAAUUGGCUGAUGGGAGGUUGUGUCCCACCGAAUUUUUGCAAGGCCGAUUAAUACAAACCGGGGACAAACACAGAACACUUUGCGAGAGCAGUCGUCCGGUGCUGGAAGUCUCCGCGUGAUCCGGGAGUAAAUUACAGUCAUGAUGCAAUCAGCUCAGCAGCUGCCACCCGAGGCCCAGUCCUGGGUCAUGAAGCAGGCAGGACAAGCCAUGAUGAACUCGGCCCAGCCGCCGCCGCCGCAGCAGCAGCAGCAGCAGCAGCCGGCGCCCGACGCGGCCGCCGCCCCGCAGGCGCCUUGGUGGAUGAAGUACGCCUCCAAGGGCGUGGGGGCCAUCGGCGGACUGAUCGCCAUCGGCCUGGGCGCCUUCAACUGUUUCACGCUAACGCCGCUGUACCUGGUGGCUGGCAUCUGGCAGAUGAUGGCCGGCUUCGUGGUGACGGUGCUGGAGGCGCCGUUCCUCUGCAUGUUCAUCGACUUCGUGCAGACCGCGAGCAAGAAAAUGGAUACGUUGUCGCCCUUCUUCAAGGGCGGGCUGUACAUUGGACUGGCCAUCCCGGCAGUGCUCAUGUGCGGCACGGCCUCCAUCAUCAUCGGCUCGGGCCUGAUCUUCGUGGCGGGGGUGCUGAACGGCCUGAUGGCGCUCGGCAGAAAGGCGUCUCGUAAGGAGAUGAUGGACAACGCGGCAGACAAGAACCCGAUCGUCAACGAGGCGCAGCCAAUGGCCACAUCGUAAGGGGCGCCGCUCCGGACCGGGCACCGGUCUCUGGACCUGUCUCCGGCUGGACACCGGACCGGACUGGACCGGACAUCGGUCCCCGGACCUAUCUCCGGCUGGACACAGAAUCGGAUCGUCCCCGGCCGGACGCCGGGGCGGCGCCUGUGCCACCGCGAGCCCGGCGUCCGGCCGACGGGACCGGGUGCGCGGCACCGCCGCCGACGGCGCCCUGUCCUGGCGCCUCCCGUCGGCGUUGUCGCGCGCUGACGGCUAUUUAUUGGAGAGGGCCGCCGCCCGGUAGCUUCCCCUGGCAUUGUUGGGUACGAGAGGCCCACAGGUGCCACGUGAACCUGCGGUAUUCGUGGUGGUCGUUCUAAUUUGAUGGGGUAGCCCUGUUUAUAGGCGAUGGUUAACUCAACUAGCCUAGUGAUGACAGCAUAUCCGAAGUCAAUGGGAUUGUCUGUGGGGUGCCGUCCUCGCGCGGCCACGUCUCAAUAGCGAUUGAUGGACUUUGUAACCCAUGUGCUACUCUCUGCCGUGUCUCCCUGCUGCCAUGAUGUUACCACCCGAUGUCAAGAAACGGGGGCUAAGUAUUCUAUUAUUCGUUCUGCACCUUGGAGUCGUACGACCUUGGCCGUGGCCGUCAUCGCAGUCUGUGACGCGCGCCGUCUCCAGCGGUGUCUCAGGUACCUGUGAGUCAGGUACGCGCCGCCAGCGCGGGCGUGACUCAGAUACCCGUCGCCGUGGGGUCGGCUGGAGACGGCCGCCCAGGCGCGCCGCCGACCUCGACCCGCGACCGGUCACGUCCUCACGGGGCGGGGGCGAGCGGGCCGCCGGCCCAGAGGCGUGCGGCCGCUGACAGGGCGCGCUGCCGUCUGUAGAGGCUCACCAGCCGGCCGCGCACGCUUAGUUUCCAGCUUGUCGCUCAGUCACGUAGCCGUAGCGAAGUCGCGACAAAGGCUUCGGCUCGACCUAGCGUUGCUCCGGUGGUAGCGCGGCGGGUGCUGUAGGUUGCCGUGUCCGGCCAUACCACAGGCGUGUCGCUCAGACGCGGCGGCGACAGCGCUGCGACAUACGCACCAUCAGUCAGACGCGGUGGCGGCAGUGCUGCAACACAAGCGCCAUCAGUCGUGCGCGGUGGCGACGAGGCUGCGACACACGCCAUCGGUCGGUCGGACGCGGUAGGGACAGUGCUGCGUCACACGCGUCGUGUCAGAUACUGUGCGGACAGUGCAGCGACACGCGCCAUCGACAGGCGCGCGCGAGCCGUACCCGACCGGCGCGUCCGGUGUGACGUGUCCCAGUGCAUGAUUAAAUCGGUUAUCCCCAGCAAUUGCGGUGAUUUGGGCGGUUACGCGUCGUGUUACGGACCGGUGACUCUAUCUUGCUGAAAUGCUGCGCCUUUGGUGUUCUUCGUUGUAGUGUACUGUAUACAUUUUCGGUGUUUGGCGAGUGCUUUCAGGUGGUGCAGCUCCUAACGGGUGCUGGCGCGAGGUCGCGGCCCUCCCUGCGCCGGCCCGGUCACUCGCGGGCGCGCUCGGUCCGGUGCCCGGCCCGCGGCCGCGCUGACACGCGCCGGACAGCGUCCUCGGUGGCGUGACGUCACGCAGUCAGUCAUCUGGUGGUGCUGUCGCCGCGAGCGGGCGCGUGCGGACGCCGCCGCCGCACCUGCGGCGCUCCGUUGCCGCGGACUGGCGGAGCCGCCGGUCGCAUGGGCCCGUCACUGCGCCGGUAGCUGUGGUGUUCUAAUCUAGCCGGUGUGUUCGGUGUCGUCACAUUCCGACAUAUCCGGGCUGAGGGCCGGUUCAAUACACGAUCAGUUCCGGU
This is a messenger RNA of Pollicipes pollicipes, 2620 nucleotides long. It is a transcript of the gene fwe, whose product is annotated as calcium channel flower. Gene Ontology annotation, biological process: vesicle-mediated transport. Lineage: Eukaryota; Metazoa; Arthropoda; Thecostraca; Pollicipedomorpha; Pollicipedidae. Gene Ontology annotation, cellular component: membrane. The record is from RefSeq and is a predicted model, not a curated record. The transcript is spliced from 7 exons. The coding region runs from base 218 to 811 and encodes 197 amino acids.